Molecule: messenger RNA, 3238 nt
Organism: Planococcus citri (citrus mealybug)
Lineage: Eukaryota; Metazoa; Arthropoda; Insecta; Hemiptera; Pseudococcidae
Exons: 4
Coding region: 1445-3064 (539 amino acids)
Source: RefSeq, a predicted model, not a curated record
AACAAUACCACCUAUAGUAAAAGGCCUGAGCGCUGAAUCGUUAUCACCUUCUGACGUCACACCUUAAGGGGACUCGAUUGUGUUUACCAUUUGAAUUUUAACGUAUGAUUAAAUGGCGAAUUCGUGAAAUUGAGUAAAACUUUCGUUGAAAAAGUUAUUAAAAUGAUAAAUAAUUAAUUAAAUUCGUUCUAAAAUGUGGUACAGUGAUGAAAUAUUGUUGUGUUCAAUCAUUGGUGGUGUUGGUUUACUUUCUUUUUGUACAAAAACGAAUUUUUCGCAAUCUGUUGUGUUGUGUGAUUUGAACAUGUAGAUAUCAAGUGAAUUGAAAAAUGAAAACUAAUGUGUGUAUGUGCUUGUGUUUUACUCUUAACUGGAAUAAUGUCAUAGUGAAAUGAAUAGACCUGAACCAUAAAAUCUACAAUGCGUUUUAAAUCUGCAUAUUAUUGAGUACAACAAUCCAAUCCAACUACAAAGUGAAAGUACAAUGGAUAACCUAAUCAAGAAACCAUUAACGGCAUUAACCAUCAACAUCUCAAAACUGAAACCAAUUAGCUGAAAGUGUUCUAGUCAUUAAUUUAUCACUCAAGUUGGUUAUCAUCAAUCACAUUGCUGCUGAAGAAACUGUGUGGUUUUCCGUUUUUUACCUGUGUAGUUGAAAUGGAAUUGGAAAUGGAAUACAUACUUCGGAAUAGAGUCAAGAGUGUUGAUAUCAUUUAAUUUUUGUGGGAUUUUGAUGAAUUAAGGAUUAUUUGACAAAUAUUUCAUUCGAUUUCACCAGUGAGUUGUAUAAUAUCCUUCAGAAGGUAUAAUUUUGUCAAGUUUAUGCAUUAUUUUCAUCUUUAAUGUUGAAAAACAAUGUUGUUUAACCUCGUUUUUUUAUUUUUGUUUUCAUUUAAAUCAUUCGUAGGUGAUCUUAAAUUCAUUAUGCAUGUGAAUAAAAUAUGAAAAAUAAAAUUUUCACCGGAUUUAAUUCGUUGGAGUGCAUUUUUCUUUCAUUUCUAUAGUGUAUUACCAUAUGUUAGAUAUGUAAGUAUUCCCCUUUAGUGAUGACGUCACAAAACAGCGCUCAGGCCUUUUACUAUAGGUGGUAUUGGAGUAAACCAAUACAAUGAAUUGAUGUGCAGAUUUACCAAAGGUAAACCUAAAAAUGGACUUUCCUUGAAGUACACUUCAUUCUCACCCAGGAUAAGGGUAAACCUUGUUUUGGUAAACCUGUGUUUUUACAUUCUCUCCAAUUCGACUUCUCACCUUACAAACUCUACUGAUAAGAAUGAUAACGAUCGCUCAUGCAGCCCGCCGUUGGCGCCGUUGCACUUUCCGCAUAUUUAUUUCUACUUCUGGUUUCUUGAAUUCUUACAAAUUAUUUUGGAUAAUCACUCGCCAUCAAUAAAUUCUUUUGAAACAGGAAUCUCGAAUGAUUGUUGUAUGAGAGAAAAGUAAAACGAUGUGUUUUGCUGUGGAUUGUGAUCAUAAGUUUGGCCGCACCAGUUGUGCGAAUUUCCGAUUUCCUACAAAUAGACGCGAACGUAAAAAAUGGAUAGAUGCUUGUCGUCGAUUUGAUAGAAAACCCAAGGAAUCUGAUAGAGUUUGUAAGUGUCACUUCGUGGACGGUAAAAGGCAUAACGGACCGACUCUUUUUUCAUGGAAUGCAACAAUAGUUACACCUCCGAAGUUUAAUAAACCACAGCAUCAUUUAAAACCGAAAAAGGAUCAUGUGAAGACGCGCGCAUUGAUCUGUAAGGCGAACAAGGUGACGAAGAAAUGUAACGGUGAAGUUACUGAAGUCGAUGCAUUGCAGACUCAAAUCAGCGAUCUUGGCACUAAAAAAGAGUUAGAUAAACUAAAACAUUUUAAAUCGGAAAAGGAUUAUGUGACGACGCGCGCAAUGAUCUGUAAGGUGAACAAGGCGACGAAGAAAUGUAACGGUGAAGUUACUGAAAACGAUACAUUGCAAACUCAAAUCAGUAAUCUUCGCAAAGAAAUAGAGAAACUAAAAAAACAUCCCUUCGGUUACCACUGUGUUGAAAACGAUGAAAAGUUACUGUUGUAUUAUACAGGACUGACGAAAGUUGUAUUUUACGUUGUGCUGGAUUCGUGUGCCAAAUCUGCGUUCAGGUAUUUCCUCGGUUGGAAGGUGGAGGAUCUCGAUUUAAAAGAUCAACUAUUAAUAACGUUAAUGAAACUGAGACUGAAUUUAGACUACUUCGAUCUAGCAGUACGUUUCAAUACCUCCGAAGAUACCAUUAAUAACAUUGUUCUAACGUUCGUCAAUUUACUGCACGAGAUUUGGUACGUUCGCAAAAUCAACGAAAUUACUUCCGAAGGGACUGCCAAGCCUGAUAGAAUGAUCGUAGGAUUCGCCGAAAUUGAUACCGUAGUACCAGAACAAACCGAUGAGACUGACAAGCCCAGUAAAAAGUAUAAAAAUACUUUGAAAUGUAUGGUGGCUAUUGAUCCCAAUGGAGGAAUUACUCAUUGUAGUAUGCUCUAUCCGGCGUCCACACAUGAUAAAGUGAUUAUGAAACGAUCUGGGAUCGCUGAAAAAUACCAAGAUAUUGAAUUUACGAUGAUAGAUGGAAGUUCUGUAUCGAGUAACACCAGUUUGGAAGUAGAUUCUGAAGUACAUACUCAAACUAUUAAACGAUUGAGAGAUUUCAGCAUCCUGAAUUUUAUACCGAAACCUCUUUUUACCCAUUCGAGUAAAGUAUUUCAAGUCUGUGGGGCUUUAGCCAAUCUGGUUAAUCCUCGGUUGAAACUGAUUGACCAGUCAAAUGCCACUGAUGUAAAGGAAGAAAGUGGUGGUGAUGAUAUUAAAACUGAAUUCGAUGAAGAAGUCAGUUUAGAAUUCGAAACUGCGGUAUUUGCAGAUGGUUUGGAUACAGUUUCAUGUAAAAGUGAACCUCUAUCUGAAUACGAAGUGGAAUUUAGUGUGGAGAAUGGAGCUGAAUCUGAAGCUGAACUUGAAGUACAAUUUAAUGUGGAGAAUGGACUUCAAUCUGAAGCUGAAUCUGAAGUAGAAUUUAUUAUGGAGGAAUUCGAUCUCGAGUUGGAAGAAGAAUUUUAAAGAAACUUUCUUCGACGUCUUCGGUUUUCUAAGUUUUCUUAUUAAUUCCAAUUUAAUAAUGCGAAUGUGAUUUUUAUAUUUUUUAUUUUACGUAAGACUAUUUAUGAGUUUUUCAUUUUUUGAAAUGAGUGUUUUGUUUUUUUUAAUAAAUUAAAGAAGUUUUUCUUUUGAAAA